AUGUCUCUCAGCAUAAUCCCGAAGCCAAUCGAAGAGGAGAACGAUAUCAAAGUCUCUCUCCAGAACCUCCACCAGGCAACAACAAUCGCAGGGAACGUUCUCGUAGGGGGACAAUCAAUCCCUGAGCUCUGGCAGACCCUUCAUAAACAGCAUUGGCGCCAUGCGUGGCGGGCUCAUCAAAAAAAGACCCAGGAGCAGCAGGACGACGACCCCACAACCGACCCGCGUGACUGGGUAGGAUUCGUUAAAGGGGUGAUGUCUCGACGAGAUCUUGAUUUCGUAAUUUUGGUGGUGUACCGCGACGAGGCCCAGACGCUGCGAGACAACUCUCACAAGGAAUUCCAACGCCGAUACAAGGCGUUUAGAAACAACAUAACUGGGAUGAACGACGAGGAAGUUGUUUUCCAACUCAGCUUCGACGCCAUCACCUCCGUAGCGGCCCUCAGGGCCAUGAACGGCAUUCUCUCUUCAAGAUCGCCCGGCGAGCGCAUUGGGGCAGAAGAACUCUUUGCGGUGGCUCGACGCGAAAUGCUCGUGAGGCACCGGGACCCAUGCACCCCGCCGACUGUCGCCAUUCAGGAUGUGACCAAGGCCGUCAAGUUCCUCCGAGCCCAGCAGCCCUCCCUCGCGCCCGCUCUCAGUCCCGCACCAGUGCCCGCUUCUGCUUCCGCUUCUGCUACCGCUACCGCUACCGCUACCGCACCCGCACCAGUUCUUGCACCAGCUCCCGCACCAGCGCCCGAACCCGAGCCCGCACCAGCCCCGGAGCCGCAGCCCCAAGCCCAAGCCCAGACGUCGGAGCCCCCUACGCCAAGCCCUGCUGGUCCAACGUCUCCCACCCCCGAAUUCACCGGUCUGAAGCGCGCCGCCUCCUCGCUGGCACAAGGAUCCAAGCCGCCAGCACCGAAGCGUGCCCGUGUUGCUUCAGACGAGGAGGAGCGCGGCGAUCCAGAGCAGGAGCAGCAGCCUGACAACGACGCUGAUGAGGACGACAUCGACUUUGGGGAUCCUUUUUUCAACCUGGGCGAGCCAGACUUCCUUGACAACGACUUCGAGCCUCUGAGCGACAAGCCAGAACGCCCGGCCGACCGCGUCCAACAAGAAGCAGACGUUUGGAGGGACCUCGUUCGUCAGAUCCUCGCAACGCCCCUCCCAACCACGGCCCCAAUGCUCUUCAAUGGCCGCGUGGCCGCCUUACUCGACGCCGCCAAGGAAGUCGGCUUGCUCGCCGACGACGUGUUGGAAGAAGACCCUUUGCAUGAGGAUUCCUAG
This is a messenger RNA of Colletotrichum scovillei, 1272 nucleotides long. RefSeq lists its product as uncharacterized. Bases 1 to 1272 code for a protein of 423 amino acids. NCBI's taxonomy places the organism in Eukaryota, Fungi, Ascomycota, Sordariomycetes, Glomerellales, Glomerellaceae. The transcript has 2 exons. The record is from RefSeq and is a predicted model, not a curated record.